UGCUCUCCCGUUUCCUUCCCCCGCCCCGGCCCAGCCACGAAUGAAGCCAGCGUCUGACCCGGCCCCCUGAUCCGCCGCACGGGCGGGCAGUUCCGCGCGGAUGGGGCGCUUCGGAUCCUGCCUGCUGUCCCUGGGCUUGCUGGGCACCUGCGUGUGGCCAGGCAGCUCCGGGGCUCAGGGAAAAUUCGCCUACAAGCUGCUCAAAGACUUGUUUGCCAACUACUCCAACGCGCUGCGACCGGUGGAGGACACGGACCUGGCGCUGAACGUCACCCUCCAGAUCACCCUCUCCCAGAUCAUCGACAUGGAUGAGCGGAACCAGAUCCUGACGGCCUACCUGUGGAUCCGGCAGGUGUGGGUGGACGCCUACCUGAGCUGGGACAAGGGUGAUUAUGAUGGGAUUGACACCAUCCGCAUACCCAGUAGUUACGUAUGGAGACCCGACAUUGUCCUGUAUAACAAUGCCGAUGACCAGUUCACGGGCUCCAUGGAGACCAACGUGGUGAUCCGCUACGACGGGCAGGUGAUGUGGGACUCCCCGGCCAUCACAAAGAGCUCCUGCAAGGUGGACGUCUCUUACUUUCCCUUCGACGGGCAGCAGUGCCGGCUGACCUUCGGCUCGUGGACCUACAACGGCAACCAGAUCGACCUCCUCAACGGGCUGGCCACGGGCGACCUGACGGACUUCGUGGAGAACGUGGAGUGGGAGGUGCUGGGCAUGCCGGCCAAGAGGAACGUCAUCAUCUACGGCUGCUGCUCGGAGCCCUACCCCGAUGUCACCUACACGCUGCUCCUCAAGAGACGCGCCUCCUUCUACAUCUUCAACCUGCUCCUGCCCUGCGUCAUGAUCUCCUUCCUAGCCCCGCUGGGCUUCUACCUCCCUGCCGACUCCGGGGAGAAGGUCUCCUUGGGGGUGACAGUCCUGCUGGCACUCACCGUCUUCCAGCUGCUGGUGGCAGAGAGCAUGCCGCCCUCCGAGAACGUGCCGCUGAUCGGGAAGUAUUACAUCGCCACCAUGACCAUGAUCACGGCCUCCACCGCGCUCACCAUCUUCAUCAUGAACGUCCACCACUGCGGCCCCGGAGCCAAGCCCGUGCCCAGGUGGGCCAAGAAGUUCAUCUUGCAGUACAUGGCCCGGCUCUUCUUUGUCUACGAGGUGGGGGAGAGCUGCACGAGUCCCAGGAGGCAGCUGGACCCCCUGCCCACGGGACAGGGGGUGAAUGGCAGGGCCGCCCAGGCGGAGCAGAAAGCCCAGUUCCAGGAGGAGGACUCAGACCUGACGUGCUGGGAGAAGUCUCCGCAGCCGGAGUCGCUGCCGCAGAGGCUCGGCAGCCCCUCUGAUCAGCCGGACUGGAAAGAGACCGGGACGUGUCCCAGCCUAGCGUACGGCCCUGCCCGGCGCAAGGCAGAGGAAGGGCGGCAGCACCCGCUCUGUGCGAGGAGCCCGUGCCUCUGCCACCACGCCAGCCUCCUGAGGAACGUCGAGUACAUCGCCAGCUCGUUCCGGGGCCAACGGGCGGCCCAGAAGCGGACCGGCGAGUGGAAGAAAGUGGCCAAGGUCAUGGAUCGCAUCUUCAUGUGGAUCUUCUUCAUUAUGGUCUUCUUCAUGAGCAUGCUCGUCAUGGGCAAAGCCAUGUGAGGGGCCCCCGGUAGGCAGCGCCCGAGCUGCGGGAGGGCGGGCAGGUGCACAUGGAGUCAGGGCAGCCCGGAUGGGCCCUCUCGUAGCAUCUUCUCCUUGUUCCGUAGAGAUCCGCUCUUGGGCCCCCCUCUCGCCCGUCUGCCCCCAUCAGGCUGCACCUGUUCCUCCUGCAGCUACGCUGCUGGCCUGGAGCGAUCACCGCCAUGGGGAGUGUGUGCGUGCAG
This is a messenger RNA of Pelodiscus sinensis (Chinese soft-shelled turtle), 1863 nucleotides long. RefSeq names its product cholinergic receptor nicotinic alpha 10 subunit (gene CHRNA10). Gene Ontology annotation, cellular component: postsynaptic membrane. Gene Ontology annotation, molecular function: acetylcholine-gated monoatomic cation-selective channel activity; transmembrane signaling receptor activity. Gene Ontology annotation, biological process: monoatomic ion transmembrane transport. NCBI's taxonomy places the organism in Eukaryota, Metazoa, Chordata, Testudines, Trionychidae. The record is from RefSeq and is a predicted model, not a curated record.